Molecule: messenger RNA, 4429 nt
Organism: Pocillopora verrucosa
Lineage: Eukaryota; Metazoa; Cnidaria; Anthozoa; Scleractinia; Pocilloporidae
Product: engulfment and cell motility protein 1-like
Biological process (GO): cell motility; actin filament organization
Cellular component (GO): plasma membrane
Source: RefSeq, a predicted model, not a curated record
GGAGCUCUAUCGGAAGUAACAGUUAAGUGUUCGUCCAAAUAAGUGAUAUUUCCUCGUGGUCUAACUCUGUCUUUCUACGUUUUCUGCUUCGAUAAUAAUUUCAGAGAUGGUUUACUGGAUAAUCGUCGUUACUGGGCGGUGAAACGCUGAAGAAAUUGAUCUAUACGAGCGAUCCGAGGCAAAUUUUCAUGCUGUUGUUAGAGGGUUGUGUCUGCAGCGGGUUCUGAACUGAUCGAGAACCCCGGAAAGCGGUUCAAAAAGCCUUUUCUGGAUAAAGGGGACAGCUUGCGAUAAUGUCUGUUCGUAGUGGUCCAGCGCAGGUGAAGUUGGCCAUCGAAAGAAAAGGACAACUUCCCUUGCUUACAACUUUUGAUCAGAGUCGACCAUUAGACGAAAUUAUAAGGGAAAUCUGCACAAAUUGGUCCAUAAAAACCCCAGAGGAGUAUGCUUUUCAGUAUUCUGACUAUAACUGUUACAUAACUGAGGAGAACCGCAAUGGAAUAAAGAAUGGUGCUGUACUGAAACUCACACUCUCACCGGCUAAGCUUGCACAAGAUGUUGUUGAGCGUCUGGAGUCAACUGUUCACGAGGAAAGAAGAAAUGCUUUAGCAACACUAUCCAGUAUCUCAGAGGAUCCAACCUUUGCCAGUGAGUUUAUAAAACGAAAUGGUCUGGGGCUCCUUAUCAACAUGGUGGAGGGAAAACCAGAGAGUGAUGAGUCCUUGGCUCACUGCCUGACCUCUUUUCAAGAGCUGAUGGAUCAUGGUGAAGUUUCAUGGGAUUUCCUUACGAAAGGAUUCAUUAAAAAUUUGACAGUCUUUGUAAACAAGAAGAAUCCACCUGUAGACCCUACUGUGCUCAAAAGAUGUCUAUCUAUCUUAGAAGCAGUGUGUACAAACAGCCCAACAUUUUAUCCACUUGUAGAAAAAGAAGUGGUAUUUGAGCAUCUUAUUCUUCAUCUGCAAAACUCAAAUCAAGAUAUUCAGCUGAAUGCUAUAGCACUCCUAAACAGCUUGUUCAUGCGUACAACAAAUAAAAGACAAUUUGUAGAUACACUAUCAAAGAAAGGAGUAAGAACAUAUAUUAUGAACGAUAUUAUUCGCGGCGGAAAGACCAUGAGAAGUGAAAUGGAACAUCAGCUGUACGUGUACCAGUCCCUCAUAUUCCGAUCUCUUUUGGUAGACAUGUCUCUUAUAAAAGGAAAUGCCCAGAACCAGAGUCUUUUCGAAAGUCUUAACACCUUGCGGCAAGUAGUGUUUGAAUCAGAUAUUGUGGCCGCGAGCUCAGGAAGACCUCUUUCACAAGCGGGAGAACUUUCCAAAGACUUCAAGAGACUUGGGUUUGUGGACAUUGACACACCAGCAAAUGACUUCAGCGAAGCACCCCCUGGCCUUCUUCCUCUUCAUACAAUGGUUUACUUUGCACGGAAACACGAGGAACAAUAUGUCAAGGUCAUUUUAGAAAACCAUGCUCGAGGUGACGACUAUGAGUGCCCGUUUGCUCGCACCAGUAUUGCUCUUACCAAAAUGUUGUGUGAUGUACUGGAAAUCAAUGCAGAACCACCGUCAGAUUCCGGUAAGGAGUACUACCCGAUAUUUUUCACUAUGGACUUUGCAUUUGAGGAAUUCUUUUGCAUCUGUAUUCAACUUCUGAAUAAGACGUGGAAAGAGAUGAGAGCCACUUCAGGAGAUUUCAACCGUGUUAUGCAAGUGGUUAAGGACCAGAUUUGUAGAGCGCUCAAAGAGAGACAUCUCUCCAUGGAAUUGUUUAGGACAAACGUGUUCAACGUAGGAUAUUCGCAAAUUGUUAAAAUUCUACAAGACGAAAUUCAAGCAAGGAACAUCAUGGAGCUCAAGGCUAAACCUGUCGUAGAACUUAGAGAACAAGUUCUGCCCGAACUAAAAGAAUUAGUCAAACAACAGAGAUUGGAUCAACUCAUCCAGGGAGCCCUGUUUGACAAAAACCCAGGGAGAGGACGAGGACGAGAUAGAUACUGGUAUUGUCGGCUGUCACCCAAUUUAAAAUUUCUGCAUUAUGGCGACUGUCAAGAAGGACAAACGCCUUCGUUGGAGAAUCUUCCAAACAAAUUUUCGAUUGCUAAAGUUAAAAAUCUACUGGUUGGAAAGGAUUGUCCUCAUAGCAAAGAUCGCAAAAUCGGCAAAACGUUUGUCCCAUUUUGUUUUUCUCUAAUGUACGAGUCUGAAGCAGAAGAAAAACAUCUUGAUUUCAUCGCAGCGACCCAAAUAAUCUUCGCCAAUUGGACAGACGGCUUGGCAACGCUUCUUAACAAAGAGAUGCCGUCAAAAGAGUCACAUGAAGAGUUGGAGACCCUCCUAAAUAUGGAAAUGAAAUUGAGACUAUUGGAUUUGGAGAAUAUAACUAUCCCCGAAACUCCGCCUCCCAUACCCGCCGACCCCCCGAAUUUUAACUUUGUUUACGACUUUAGUUAGCUUUGAAGCGAUUUAAGGCGUUCUUCCUAUUCAAGUCCGAAAAUGAAUUUCUGAUCAUUUCAAGUGGAACACUAUACUGUUAGCUCAAUGAGGACGAAAAAAAAAAGGGAACAUUUAAGUGCCACUUCCCGUGUCUUCAGUAACUUCUGCUCCAAAGCUGAUUGGUUUAGUAUGCUUAAAACUAUAUGCCUGUCGGGCCAGUCAGCCGUGGAAACGUUGUAGUAAUGAUUCAUCCAUUCAUAGAGCGUUCUGAAGUAAAGCGACGGGGUGGAAAUAGCGAAAUGAAACACAAAACAAUUCCGAGAAACAAUUUCUGUUUGUUGUUAGUUAGCUGGUGAGCUAUGUGGCUUAUUUAUUCAGCAAGCGCAUAUUUCUCGAAAUCUGCUUUGUUCUGUUUGUUCCACGUUUUGUUGUUUUCUUUGUUCAUCAAACCUCUUCUAUAGGACGUGUCGUUAAAAUCCAAUACGUUAUUCAUUCUAAUCCACUACGGUUAGUUUUUCUAACGAUCUACAUUUUCGGAAUUGAUUAGAGAAACGCCCCCUCUUGACAUUAAGUUUUAGUAAUUAUCAAUGUGUAACGAGAGAAAGAAGUAUAAGUCUGAGAUGUGUUUUAAUACGUAGGUAUUUUGAUAAAUAGUUUGCUUGAUAUAAUUUUCUUUUGGAUCAUGUAUGGGCUAUUUUCACAGGAGAAAAUCGUCGCAAAUGAUUAGUAUAGUAGUCUAGUUUUAAUAGGUAGUUAGCGGGCUUAAUAGAUUUCGAAAAUUAACUUCCUCGAGGAACACAGCCGAUCUGUGAUAAGAGAGAAACUUUACAUCAUUAUUGUCAAUUUUGUGCAACAAUGUUGUCCUUUCAACCUUAAUUAUGUUACAUUUUGUCGAUAAAAUAAUCUAGUUUUUCACAAAAGUUUAAGGACUCUAUUCACACAAGCUGCUUGAAAAAACUUGUUACGAUAAUGUCAUGAGAAAUUCAGACACACGAAAUCCCAUAUAUUGUUAAGUAGAGGAAUUGUGGGAAUUUGAAAACCAACGAACGUGUUUGCAUAACGAAGGAGAGCAAGGAGGAUUUACUCACGGGAAACUGGGUCUGAAUCCGCCAAUCUUUUUCAUCCUUUAUCAUCUUUGUUCCAUUUUAGUUCAUUCUUUCCAUCUUGUCUUUUUGCUCUAACAUCAAAACACUAUUUUAACGUGUCUUUGUUUGGCGUUGAAGGUAAUGAUACUUGUCGUGACAGACGAAGAAACUGUAGGGACCUGUAUUUUAACAGCCCUGGCGAUGUGAAAGUUUUCCUUACAUUUUUUCCUGUAGAAUCCGGAUAAUGUCACGGAGCUCUUAACUUAAACCCGCGAUUGAACCCGAGUUAUUUAAGUUGCGUGGCGAACAUUAGUCGUGUAAACACGGGUUACUGGUUUUGUUCCUUUUUUUGGAACAAAAGAAAACAAAAUUAGAACUAGAUAGAACAACGGAACAUAACAUAAGACUCGUCAAGUUAUUUUUAUGGCAUGUUUAUAAGCUUUUUUUAAUCAUAUCAAUCUCUCAGUGCUGGUAUUUGUUGCAGGGAUUGAAAUGUUUUUGAACAACCGCGUUUUCAAGAGACGAUCAUAAGCAAGAAAUUUUAAUCUUGCUGGUUGUUUUUGCUGUUUUAUAAUUUCUUUGUAACAUAUGAAUCUGAUUCCGAGGACCAAAAAAACCGAGCUAUGGAAAACAAACGAAACCACGCAUAAUUACUCAGCUCGUUUGCGAAUUCCAAGUAUUUCGAGCCCACUAUAUCUAGGUUUAAAUGCUAGAAUUAUCUUACAAGUUCUCUCAGUUCCCUAAAGAAUAUCAUACUCAUGAAAUAAAUUUGUGGCCAUAUUCUACUACAAUACUUUUAUUUUGUUAUAACUGUAAGUAACCAUAUUUUUAAAUAUAUAAAGAAAAUUCUUUAUAGUUAUCUUAACUAUUGUUAAUUUGUAUUAUUCUUAAUAAAACUCAUGAUAGCACUCA